Molecule: messenger RNA, 2664 nt
Organism: Coccomyxa subellipsoidea C-169
Lineage: Eukaryota; Viridiplantae; Chlorophyta; Trebouxiophyceae; Coccomyxaceae
Exons: 16
Coding region: 1-2664 (887 amino acids)
Molecular function (GO): calcium ion binding
Source: RefSeq, a predicted model, not a curated record
AUGUCCAACCUCGUCAUCGUUGCCGCUGUGGCGUAUGGCCUGACGCAAACGGUCUUCAAAAAGAGCCCGAAGGACAAGAACCCCGCCGAAGCCGUCAAAAAAACGGCAGCGAGUGCAGCAGAAAGAGUCCCCAAGCCGCCUCAAGUGCUGAAGCCUCGGCCCAUCGACGCAGCAAGGGCAGUUCUGGCGGUGGAGUCAGUCUCUCCAGAGGAUUCAGGACGCCUGUUUGCAGUGGCAGACACCAAUUCGGAUGGCAAGGUGGAUCUGAGGGAGCUGGCGCGCGCGAUCAAGAAGCUGCAGGAACCUGCCAAGUCCUUUGAGGAAGCGCGCAACGCUGCUGUGGACGCCUUUGUUCUCUUCAGGGUCGACGGCACCAAGGGAAUGAGCGAGGAGCAGUUUCGGCGCUGGCUGCAGAGUUGGUGCCUGCUUCGCGAGCGCAACCUGAAGGAUGCCAUUCUGGGCAUGGAGCGGGCGUUGCAGCUUCCCGACGCCAUAAUGAGCCCCGACGACAAGGCAGUGUCAGACGAACUGGACGCAGCAAUGCGGUCUCAGGAAAGCGCUCGGCGCUACUGGGAUACACACAAGACGGGCGCGGCCUUCAGCAUGUGGGAUGCCGAUCGGAACGGCAAGAUCGGCCGCGAGAAAGUCAACAAGGCCCUGCUCAGGUAUGCCUCGGAGGAGUUGCAGCACAAGUCGCCGGGAAACAAGGCUGUGCAAGCCGUGAGCAUUGUGGAGCUAGACCAGGAGCUGGGCCCUGACUCACUCGACCGCCUUUCCUUUGACAAUCUGCUGCGCCGAUUCGCCGUGGCCUUCGGCAUCGUCCCGGGGCAGGUGAGCGAUUACCUGAUUGAGACAGCCAUGCGCAAGGAGCAGGGAGAAGGGCCGGACCCAGACCAUGUCAUCAAAAUGAUUCAAAGCGUGGGGGAGCAGAGCAAAGCGCAGCGCAGCGCGGCGGCGGUCGUGACUCAUCCCCGGCCAAUGACCGCCGGCCGCAGGGACAAGAUGGCCGUGCCGGCAAGUGUGAAGGCGACGGCAGCUGAUGGAGGGCACCAGGAGCCCGAGAGCGCCACAAUGAGCACCAGCGAUCUCUCACAAGCGAAACAGAGCGAAAAUGAAAGGGACUCACCACUUGCUGGCAAGCACAUGAAGCAAGAUGGACACCAGCAGGAUCUGGCGUCGCAGAUCGAGGCCCGGGGGAUUGCAUGCGCGCGAGAGCUGAUGCUGAUUCAGACAGUAGACGACGGGGACACAGAGGGUGUCUUUAACGCGGUGGACGCGGACGGGAACGCACGCGUAGACCUGCGCGAGCUGGCACUGGCGCUUAGUAAGUGGACGCUGCUGGUGACUCGCCCCGAGUCACCCCUGGUGGCCGCCAAGAACCUGACGCUCGACCUCUUCAUGAUCUUCGGCGUCGACCCCCUGGAGGGCUUUGACAGUGAGCAGUUCCGGCUGGUGCUGCAGAGCUGGUGCCUCUUCACCAAGAUCGACUUCGGCGUCAUGGCUCGCUGGCUGGAGACCGCCCUCGACCUGCCAGACAUGCAAGUCACCCAAGAGGACAAGAUGGCUGCAGAGGAGAUCACGCAUGCCAUGAGUUCUCCAGACGCCAUGAAUGCAGCGGUGGAGGCGCACAAGAUAGACCUGGCGUUUCACCUGUGGGACUCCGACGGCGACGGCGUUGCCUCCCGCAAGAAGCUGACUCGCGCGCUCACCUGGUACUACAGGCUGCUGACCCAGGUGCAGGAGCAGACCGGCACUGUUGAUGACGGCAAUGCGCGCCGGCCAGAGGUGAUUGAGUUCCUGGAGCAAGAGCAGCGGCCGGGGCUACCGGAACUUGACAUCGGCGCCUUCCGUAAGUUGGUGCAGCGCUUCUGCCAGCUCACCGACCUGCCUCUGCCCGAGAUUUGCGACUUCCUCCUGUCGGCAGCGCUAACCGGGGGCAAUACAGCACUCGAUGCGCUGGCCGAUUCAGGGUCUGAUGCGCCCCCGCUGCCCGGCAACAUCCAGGGGAUUAUAGAAGACCUAAGGGGCCAGCCAGAGCCAGAUCAGGCGCAGCCGGCCAGCACAGAGGGCCGCCAUGCAGACACAGAGGCAGAGACCGGCGACUUGGAGAGGAAGAGAGCCGAUAGGCGAUCAAGCAAGAUUCGAGGCAUCAUUGGUGGUCAGCAGGCUCGCCUCGAAGACAAUGGGACGACUUCGACCGCCAUCUUUGCAACGAGACACCUCAAUCAGAAAGUCAGCUUCAGCAAGAGCGCCAGCAGAUUGCUGGCAGCAGUGCCCAACCUGAACAGGACAGUGAUGGCAGCCUCGUAUCUCCAGGCCAGUGGACUUCAGGCAGGCCAGACAGCCCAAGGACAGGCGCAGAGGGGCGCCACAGCUGCAGCAGGCGGCAUGCAGGGUCCCGCAGCCCCAGAGGCAGAAGCUGCAGGACCUUCGCAAGCGCCACAGCCAGGGAUCAGCCGCAGGCAGCUCAGCGCUCAGGGAGCCGAGCAGGACAUCGUCCAACGGUGGCUUGCGUUCAGCCUCAAGGCCUCAUCCACCGUUGCAGAGCUGAAGCGGUUCCUGCUUGACAGAGGCCAGCGGCCAGUGAUCUUCACCAGAAGCGCGCUGCUCGCCAGGGUGGAAGGGCUGCUUAGAUUUGAGCAUCCAGAAGGUAGCUAUCCAUGA